Messenger RNA from Microplitis demolitor, 970 nucleotides. RefSeq lists its product as uncharacterized. Lineage: Eukaryota; Metazoa; Arthropoda; Insecta; Hymenoptera; Braconidae. The transcript is spliced from 5 exons. Bases 27 to 875 code for a protein of 282 amino acids. The record is from RefSeq and is a predicted model, not a curated record.
AAAAAAUUUAGUCGUCAUUUUACAAAAUGGCCAAGUAUUUGAUGAUAAGUAUCAGCGUGUUGGCUAAAAUUAUUUUAAUACAAGGAAUUUUUUACAAAAAUAUCAAAGUAUCAAUGCGACUGGAUCUUUCGGGUUCAUUGAAUCGUCUCUGCGGCGUCGACGAGUCUACUGACGAUGAUGAUUUGACAUGUGAUUGCUUAUCCCGUUUAUCGAUAUCAAGCACAGUGCAAGCGGGAAAAUAUCACCAUGUUGCUAAUUACAACAAGAACAAUUCAGCUGCAUUGACUGGUUAUGCAUCGAUCCAUCAAACUGAACCAGAUUUAUAUCUUGGAGGUCGAUCACGGCUCAAAUUCAAUAAUGCGAAAUGUACCAAAAAUGGCGAAACUAAAGAAUUGAAAAAUCGUACGACUCACGUAUUCCAUGUCAGCAAGCUAUUUUCAACAGCGACUGUACCAAACGAUUAUUUCGAUUACAUUUUUAAUGACGAUGGAGAAUUGUUCAUUUCUACAAAACAAGAUAUAAACUCUGAAAACGCACUACCAAUUCAAGAACUGUCAUUAGAAGUGAAUGAUACCGAAUUGUAUAAAUUUGACAAAGAUCUCGGUACAAUGUGUGGUGAGUCAUUGAAAAAAGGUUCCAUUGAAGAAUCGCUUUGGAGUAUAUUCAAUUUUACUUUUUUACAUGGCAAUGGAUGUGAUUUUCCGAAGGAUCAUAUAUUUGAACCCAUAUUUAAUAUACCAAUGGCAGUAACAUUGAAUGAGCCACUACCGUGUGGUGAAUAUAAACUAGACUUUUCCAUCAAUGCGGGUAAAUUUUAUUUAUCCUGGUUUGGUUCCAUCAGGUGGUCAUUAUUGUAUGGCAGUCAUUGUGCUUAAUCAUAUCAAUAUAAAAAAAUAAAAAAACUGUGACAAUGUGAAGCCUCUUGUUAAAACCUGGUUGAUUAGUCGCAGCAUAAGGAUCACAAAAAUUU